Molecule: messenger RNA, 345 nt
Organism: Anneissia japonica
Lineage: Eukaryota; Metazoa; Echinodermata; Crinoidea; Comatulida; Comatulidae
Product: solute carrier family 25 member 35-like
Exons: 2
Coding region: 1-345 (114 amino acids)
Source: RefSeq, a predicted model, not a curated record
AUGGCUGCGCCCUGUGAACGCUUGACAGUAGAUGUCUUUAAGGAUGACAGUAUCAUGGUGCCAUUCUCAGCAAGUAUGGUAGGCGGAGUGGUUGUCGUUUGUUGUAUGACCCCAUUUGACGUUAUCAGCACACGAUUAUACAACCAAGGAGUUGAUGCCAAAGGUCGAGGGCUCUACUAUUCAGGCUUCCUCAACUGUUUCUACAAGAUCCUCCGAAAUGAAGGCGUGCUGGCAUUUUAUAAGGGCUGGUCAGCAUCGUGGUUUAGACUAGCUCCGCACACUGUACUAAGUUUAGUAUUUUGGGACCAGACAAUGGAGCUCUAUAACAAUUUCAAAUCUGAAUAA